UGCCUUCAGGACGUGAGCGCAGGGACCCAGAGAAAUGCAUCUGAAAUCAGAGAAGAAUCCAGGCAGCCGGGGAACGCAGGUGGGAGCCUGGGAGUCGCUUUAUGGCCCGUGAAGGUCACCCUGGAGAGCCCCGCGCACACACCUGUACCUGGGGCCGCUGGGGCAUGGGGACAGGGAGCUGUGAGCUGGAAAACACUGGGGCAGGUCGGAGUCGGGCCACUUCCCCGGUCCCUCCUGCUGCGCUCAGUGCCCGGGUGAAACAAAGAAAAUUGUGUCUGCCAGGCUGGCGAGCCGGAGUCACAAGAUUGCGCGUGUCAUGCAGCACCCUGGGACUCCUGCAGGGACCCGUCCGCUCGGGUCCGCCGCCCGCCACGCGGAAACCGCCGGGCGCCGGACCUUCCAGAUCAAAGCCUUCAGCACGGAGUUGAAAAACCAUGUGAUGGCCAUGGAUUUCGUGAAGAGCCACUGGUUUCCCUCCCAGAGAAGAGCCGAAGUGUGUAUCCUCCGUCUGUACCGCGGCCUGAAGCCGGCCGAGAGGAGCGCCAGCAGCUACGAGGAGACGCUGACAUCACAAAACACGGAAAUGAUUUCGUCCUUAGUCAUUUCGCAGCUGCUCGAUGAGAACAAGCCCCCGGAGAAGGGGGCCGCGGUGCCCGCGCUGUGCGCCGACCCUCAGCCGCCCACGUGGCCCGGGAAGCGCGCUCUGGCCAGUCGCAGCGGGGUCACCAUCAACAGGGCCUUCGCGUUCCUUCCCGGCCAGCUAGGCCCUCAGCCACCGGCCGGGGUGCAAGGACCGGAGCCUGCGCUCACCCCCAAAGAGGAGAAGCAGCCGGGCGGCAGCCCCCAGAAGGGGUUUGCAUCCAUCACCAUCACGGCCCGGCGUGUGGGCCCCCCAGCCAGGGCCCUGGUGUGGGGCACCGGGGGGGACCCGCUGUGCAGCCGGUGCCGGGCCCAGGACCCUCAGCUCAGGGGCUGCCCUGCUCUGGCCAGCGGCGCUGACCCAGGUCGGCACCACGGACCUCUCGCCUGCACGGAACCCUCCGGAAGCAGCCCUGUGAUGCGGCUGGGGUUCCCGGAGGCCCACGCACGGCUGUGUGACGGACACCAGUACUGGGUGGCCAGCGUGGACCGCGGGGAGGACCGGUUCUCCCCAGGCCGCCCGCGGUCGGGGCAGGGCCCGCUGCUGUUCAGCUCCUGUGUGCACCUCAGGGUGUCUCGGCGGUGCCCCAACGCCACCUGCUCUCCGGAGAGGUCCCCCUCCGUCCCCGUGGAGCCAACUCAGCGGGCCGGCCCCCAAACGCACAGGGCCGUCCUGUCCCUCAACCUAAACUGCAGUUCUCACCGGCUGACACCAGAUGGGGCAGACGGCCCGGCCACCGGAGGGCCAAUCAGCAGCAGCCUGAAGCCGCAGCUGGCAGAGGGCUCCGGCCUCCAGGGCCCGCGCUGGGCCCCCGCCCUGCACCCCUCCUUGGGGCAGGUGCAAUUGGGGGCUGGCACAUGCCCUUGGAGUGGCCCCCCUCCGGCGGAAAGCACAGAACUCACAGAUGCGGGGACUCGGCAGAUCACGGCGAGGAAAGGGAUGGGGGACCACGGGACACCUCGUCACACGGGCGGCCACACCAGUGCUCACGCCAACCAGCUGUCCAUCCACAUUCCCGGCUGGAGCUACCGGGCAGGAGACGUCACCUGCUGCGACCUGGUGCUGCAGCUGAAGGAGUGCCAGACGCGGGAGGCCGCCGCCAUCCCCGGGCCUGCGCUCAGGCCCACGCCCACGCCCACGCGCACGCCCACGCCGCCUGAACCCGCGCCCACCGAGGAGCUGGAGACUCCUGACCUGCGGGAGGGCUGCUCCGAGUGCCAGCAACCACCAGCCAGCCCCUCCUUGACCUUGCAGGAAGCACUGGAGGCCCGGAGGCCGCAGUUCAUCUCUCGCUCGCAAGAGCGGCUGAGGAAGCUGGAGCUCAUGGCGCAGCAGAGGCGGGCACAGCGCCAGGAGAGCCCGGGGCCGAAGCCGGGCCCCCUUCCCGUCCGCGCCAGCAGGAGGCAGUUCACCGUCCCCCAUCCACUUAGUGAUAACUUGUUCAAACCCAAAGAAAGGUGCAUUUCGGAGAAGGAGAUGCACAUGCGAUCCAAGAGAAUCUACAACAACUUGCCGGAAGUCAGAAAGAAAAAAGAAGAACAGAAGAAAAGGGUGAUCUUACAGAGUAACAGACUCCGAGCAGAAGUCUUCAAAAAGCAAUUACUGGACCAGCUCCUGCAGCGGAACGCCGUCUAACCCAGGCGGCCUGCCGGCCCCUGCCCGGGCCUGGAUGGCUCCAGUGCUGGACACACCAUUAAACGGCCCAUCUUCACGGCGGCAAGCACUGAUUUUUACUUUGGAUGAUUUUUUUAUUUUUUGCAUAAAGGAAAGCCCAGCUUCCCGAACUGCUGGCCCACACAGGCAGGACCAAUGACGCUUGAGGACGGGGCUCCGCAGACGGGGGGGCGAUCAAGUCACUACCCCGCCAGACCCCUUCUCCUUGUAUUUCCGAGUUUUCCCUUUUGCUUCUGACCCCCACCCUCUUCCCAUGCCCAUUCCCACCCGGCAGAAAGGCCUCGCUCACUCCUGGGGGCUCAGAUCCCAGGGGUUCUAUUUUUUUAAUCAAAUUUCCAAAUGCAUCACUUUUUACAAACCAGCCCCAGAUUCCGCCAGCUGUGCCAGCCCUCGCCAGGUCACCGUGUGGGGCCUCAGGGCCUCUGGACGCGGCGCCGAGUGCUGGAGGCAGCUCCGGAUAAGUGGGGGCUGUGCCAGGGGGCCGGGACUCAGCCCAUGACCUGGGACUCAGCCCUCGCUGCCCCCGCCCCACCCCGCACCUUCCCCGCAGCCAGAGCCUGUGUCCAUGGCUGCUGCCGGGCAGCUCACGGGAGGAAGCGCAGGGACCUCCGUGUCCUCGCAGCCGCGCCCCUGGGACAGCCGAUGGCUGGACGCGGCGGGCUCCCCGGCUGCCACACGCUCUUCCAACAUUUACGUUUGUCAUUUAUCCACGUGUGUUUGGGGAAUUAAGAACCAACUAGUUUUUAUCGAAAGUGGAAAUAAAAUAAAUGCAGUUAUUACAAAAAGUCAA
Myotis myotis is the source of this 3104-nucleotide messenger RNA. RefSeq names its product chromosome unknown C10orf90 homolog (gene CUNH10orf90). Gene Ontology annotation, biological process: regulation of centriole replication. Gene Ontology annotation, cellular component: centrosome; cytosol; centriole. The coding region runs from base 317 to 2275 and encodes 652 amino acids. The transcript has 7 exons. Lineage: Eukaryota; Metazoa; Chordata; Mammalia; Chiroptera; Vespertilionidae. The record is from RefSeq and is a predicted model, not a curated record.